Messenger RNA from Clupea harengus (Atlantic herring), 1611 nucleotides. It is a transcript of the gene chrm1b, whose product is annotated as cholinergic receptor, muscarinic 1b. Gene Ontology annotation, cellular component: plasma membrane; synapse; dendrite. The record is from RefSeq and is a predicted model, not a curated record. NCBI's taxonomy places the organism in Eukaryota, Metazoa, Chordata, Actinopteri, Clupeiformes, Clupeidae. Gene Ontology annotation, molecular function: G protein-coupled serotonin receptor activity; G protein-coupled acetylcholine receptor activity. Gene Ontology annotation, biological process: chemical synaptic transmission; G protein-coupled receptor signaling pathway, coupled to cyclic nucleotide second messenger; adenylate cyclase-inhibiting G protein-coupled acetylcholine receptor signaling pathway.
UCUUGUGAGAAAAAUGAUCCCAUUUCCUCUCUCCUGUCCUGUUCCUCCGACAACAUGAACUACACAUGCUUCUCUGAAGCAAACAACGUGACUGCAGAUCCUCUGGGGGGACAUCAGGUCUGGGAGGUUGUCCUCAUCGUGCUGAUCACUGGCCCCCUCUCCCUCGUCACAAUUGUGGGCAACCUGCUGGUUGUCGUCUCCUUCCGAGUCAACACUCAGCUCCGCACCACCAGCAACUACUACCUGCUCAGCCUGGCGGUGGCCGACCUCAUACUCGGCGCGGUGUCCAUGAACCUUUACACGGCUUACAUAAUCAUGGGCCGCUGGAUGUUGGGCCCCACGGCGUGCGAUGUCUGGCUCGCGGUGGAUUACGUUGCCAGCAACGCCUCCGUCAUGAACCUGUUGGUCAUCAGCUUUGACCGGUACUUUUCUGUCACACGGCCCUUGACAUAUCGAGCCAAAAGAACACCAAAACGAGCCGGGUUGCUGAUCGCCCUGGCUUGGACUGUCUCGUUCAUCCUCUGGGGGCCAGCCAUCUUGUUCUGGCCCUACAUGGUUGGGCGUCCGCCAUCCGACGUGGGAGAUCAGGACUGUUCGAUACCUUUCUUUAAGGUGCCACUGCUCACGUUUGGGACAGCCAUCGCCGCUUUCUACCUGCCUGUCUGCAUCAUGGUCAUCUUGUACUGGAGGAUUUACUGGGAGAUCAAGAACCGGUCAAAGGGACUCGCCAAGCUUUUGGGACAGAACGGAGGAGGGGGGAGCUUGAAUAGUCCAGACCAUCAGUCAGUGUACCCCAACAGCGUGCAGAGCAGCUUGAGAGGCCCCAGAGAGGGGCCCGUGGUGACGAGGAAGAGCCAGAAGGAGCGGGUGGGGUGCUUCCCAAAGAAUGUGAGAGUUCAGCAACUCAGCAAGGGGAAGAAGGUGGCAGUCAUUUUGGAGCUGGCAUCACAGAGGUGUGAGGGCAGUUUCCAGGAAGGGUAUAGCCGCAACAGCUGGAGUGGCGACAACGAGGAAGAUGAGGAAGAUGAGGCCGUUGUGUCGACCUCUACCGAAGAGGAACUGGAGCAGGAGUUCAAGGACACCACAACAGCAAUCAAGCUGAAACAUCUACACGAAGCGCCAAAUGGCAGUCGGGAAAUUAAGAUUUCACCCCAAGCAUUCAUUGUGGGACCCGCCACCACAGCUGGACAGUCAAGCCUGCGAUCCUCCCUCAACGGGCCUAAACACAAGGACCCAGGGCCUUUGAAGCAACAAAAGGGCAAACGGCGACGCAACAUGAUCAUUAGGGAGAAGAAGGCAGCUCGGACACUAAGUGCUAUCCUGCUAGCAUUCAUUCUAACCUGGACGCCAUACAAUGUCAUGGUGCUGGCCUCAAUGUCAUACUGCGUGCCAGAGAAGCUGUGGCAGCUGGGCUACUGGCUGUGCUACGUCAACAGCACUGUGAACCCCAUGUGUUACGCCCUGUGCAACGAGUCCUUCCGCAGCACCUUCAAGUCACUGCUGCUUUGUCAACAGAGUGAGAGCAAAACCUGGGACGCCAGUCACCGCAGUCACCGCAGUCACCGCAGUCACCACGCAUCUGUCAGGAUGCAGUCUUGUAGUACAGUAUGA